AUGCUCCAAAGCGGCCGUGACCUCUCCAUCAACGACCAAUCCUGGCCAGAAUCAGAUAAACAAAAACUUCGCAAUCUCGAUUUCCCCGCCUGGCUUCAACGACACAAUCGCCCAUGCGUUUCCUUGCUUCUGAAAGACUCACUCGCACACCCCUUCGAGACCCACGGUGAGGCUACAAUUGUGGGCGUAGGUUACCGUUUCGGCGGCAAACACGUGCUACGUCUCGCCAAAGAUCCAUCCUUAAAAGCCGCCGCUGUAUUUUACCCCGACUUCGUCGAGGCAGACGACAUGGACGAACCCCAGCGCCGCUUACUAAUAUGGCUGGCCUCGACAUGCACCUUGGUCGAUUACGGACCUCCCUCCAUCCAUGCCUUUGACGAGCUUUCCACUCUCGACACAUCGACAAGAUACCUCGUAAAAGGAUCUGUCACCAUGGCCAAACCGGUGUGGAAGGGAAACCAUCCCGUCCAGCAAAUCAACCCUCAACGACCCCUCUACCGAUUCGCCGCAACUGGCCUGGGGGCAGCUAUGUGGUUCUUCUUGAUGUACAGAGCGAAGAAAGAUGGCCCCGCGCUCAUCGGAUUAAAACACCCCUGGGACCACUGA
Molecule: messenger RNA, 606 nt
Organism: Rhinocladiella mackenziei CBS 650.93
Lineage: Eukaryota; Fungi; Ascomycota; Eurotiomycetes; Chaetothyriales; Herpotrichiellaceae
Exons: 4
Coding region: 1-606 (201 amino acids)
Cellular component (GO): mitochondrial inner membrane
Source: RefSeq, a predicted model, not a curated record